AUGAGGAAGAAGGUGGACGAGAGAAUCAGAACACUCAUUGAAAAUGGCGUCAAAUUACGCCACCGUUCUAUCUUCCUUAUCAUCGGCGACAAGUCACGUGACCAGAUUGUGAAUCUUCAUUAUAUGCUAAGCAAGGCAGUGGUGAAAUCUAGACCGUCCGUUUUGUGGUGCUACAAGGAUAAACUUGAACUUAGCAGUCACAAGAAAAAACGAGCAAAGCAGGUGAAAAAGUUGAUGCAGAGGGGACUGUUGGAUCCCGAGAAAGUUGAUCCUUUUUCGCUCUUUCUUGAAACUGGAGGAUUAACCUACUGUUUGUAUAAGGAUUCAGAGAGAAUUCUUGGCAAUACUUUUGGAAUGUGCAUAUUACAGGAUUUCGAGGCUUUGACUCCAAAUUUGUUGGCUAGAACGGUAGAAACAGUUGAAGGUGGUGGACUGAUUGUGUUGCUGCUUCGCUCUUUAUCCUCGUUGACCAGUUUGUACACAAUGGUUAUGGAUGUUCAUGAGAGGUUUCGUACUGAGUCCCAUUCUGAGGCAACUGGGCGCUUUAAUGAACGGUUCUUGUUAUCACUUGCUUCAUGCAAAGCAUGUGUGGUUAUGGACGACGAGCUCAACAUUUUACCUAUUUCUUCUCAUAUAAGGUCAAUCACCCCAGUUCCUGUUAAAGAGGACUCUGAAGGGCUUUCAGAAGCAGAACGAGACCUGAAGAAUUUGAAAGAACAACUACAUGAGGAUUUUCCUGUUGGUCCUUUAAUUAAAAAGUGUUGUACACUAGAUCAGGGAAAAGCUGUGAUUACAUUCCUUGAUUCUAUUUUGGAUAAGACGCUGCGUAGCACAGUUGCUUUGCUUGCUGCUCGAGGUCGUGGGAAAUCUGCUGCACUUGGUUUAGCAGUCGCUGGAGCUAUUGCGGCUGGGUAUUCAAAUAUAUUUAUUACCGCACCCAGCCCUGAAAACUUAAAAACUUUGUUUGAAUUCAUCUGCAAGGGAUUUGAUGCACUUGAAUACAAGUUUCCUGCUCCUUUCUCAUGCCAUGAAUAUCUGGACAUUGUUCAGGAACAUAUUGAUUAUGAUGUGGUGAAAAGUGCAAAUCCUGAUUUCAAGAAAGCUACUGUGCGCAUUAAUAUCUUCAAGCAGCACAGACAAACAAUUCAGUAUAUACAGCCACAUGAACAUGAAAAGCUCUCCCAAGUUGAACUACUUGUUAUUGAUGAAGCUGCUGCAAUUCCAUUGCCAGUUGUGAGGUCCCUGCUGGGUCCAUAUCUGGUUUUCCUUUCAUCAACUGUGAAUGGCUAUGAAGGUACUGGUCGAUCCUUGUCACUAAAACUUCUGCAGCAAUUGGAAGAACAAAGCCAGAUAUCUUCUAAGAAUGUGGAGGGCUCUCUUUCUGGUCGUUCUUUUAAAAAGAUAGAAUUAAACGAGUCUAUCAGAUAUGCUUCUCAUGAUCCAAUAGAAUCCUGGCUCAAUGCCUUACUCUGUCUGGAUGUUACGAAUUCGAUACCUAGUAUCAGCAGAUUACCCCCUCCCAGUGAAUGUGAUCUCUAUUAUGUCAAUCGGGAUACUCUUUUUUCCUAUCACAAAGACAGCGAGUUAUUUCUGCAGCGAAUGAUGGCAUUAUAUGUUGCAUCUCACUAUAAAAAUUCUCCUAAUGACUUGCAACUAAUGGCCGACGCUCCUGCACAUCAUUUAUUCGUGUUGCUCGGUCCUGUUGAUGAGUCAAAAAAUCAACUUCCUGAUAUCUUAUGCGUCAUCCAGGUCUGUCUUGAAGGCCAGAUUUCUCGUAAAUCUGCAAUGCAAAGCUUAAGUGAAGGCCAUCAACCGUCUGGGGACCAAAUACCAUGGAAAUUCUGUGAGCAAUUUCGUGAUACAGUUUUCCCUAGUUUUUCAGGCGCUCGUAUUGUACGCAUUGCCACCCAUCCAAGUGCAAUGAGGCUUGGAUACGGUUCUGCUGCAGUGGAGCUCUUAACUAGGUAUUUUGAAGGACAAAUAACUCCCCUUUCUGAAGUAGAUGAUGAAAAUGAUGCAGAGAUUUCUCAAGUUAGGGUUACAGAAGCUGCAGAGAAGGUUUCUUUGUUAGAAGAAAAUAUAAAACCUAGGACAGACCUUCCACAUUUGCUAGUACAUCUUCAUGAGCGGCGACCUGAAAAGCUCCAUUACCUCGGUGUUUCCUUUGGGCUAACUUUGGACCUUCUUCGCUUUUGGAAGAGACGUAAAUUUGCUCCCUUCUACAUCGGCCAAAUUCCAAAUACUGUAACCGGUGAGCAUUCAUGUAUGGUCCUCAAACCAUUAAACAGCGAUGACAGUGAAGUUAGUGGGUCAGAUGAAUGGGGCUUUUUUGGUCCAUUUUACCAAGAUUUCAAGCGAAGGUUUGCUAGACUACUGGAAGGUGAUAGUUUCCGUUCAAUGGAAUAUAAGCUUGCUAUGAGCGUCUUGGAUCCUAAGAUUAACUACACCAACAUGGAGCAAGAACCCACAUCAUCUGCCCAAGAUGGAUUUUGGAGGUCACUUACUGAUGAUCUAUCACUAUAUGAUUUGGAACGGUUGAAAGUUUAUACUGAAAACCUUGCUGAUUUUCAUUUGAUUUUAGACAUUGUUCCAAUCCUGGCUCGUCUAUAUUUUCGAGGAAAGCUUCCUAUAUCGUUGUCAUAUGUUCAGGCUUCUGUUUUACUCUGUGUUGGUUUGCAGCAACGAAAUAUUACCUUUAUUGAGGAACAAAUGAAGUUAGAAAGAACACAAAUUUUAUCACUUUUUAUCAAGGUUAUGAAGAAGUUCUACAAAUAUCUUCAUGGUGUUGCAUCUAAAGACAUAGAAUCAACCUUACCCAGGUUAAAAGAGAGGGAUCUGAGACCUCACAGCAUAUCAGUGGAUGAUGAUCUAAAGGAAGCAGCAAAGCAAGUUGAGGAUGGGAUGAAAUCCAAGACGGAGGGUUUGCUGAAUCCUGAAUUCCUUCAACAGUAUUCAAUUGUGGGGGGAGAAGAAGAGUUUGAGGAUGCUUUGCAAAAACACGGAGGAAAGAUAAACCCAGGUGGUGUUAUUAGCGUAAAAUCCAAUAGAGUUAAGCCGGAGAAACAUGGAAAGCAAGAGAGUGGUAGGAGUGGGAACAAGCGAGUUGCUCACAGAAGGGACUGCCAGAACAAGAAGUUGUCUCCUGGCAAUCAAAUUGCAUUAACACACCCAAUUGCUAUAUACAAUCAGUUGACAAAGCUGCGGUCCAAAAUAGUUAGCCCUUUGCAUCAUCGAAAGUGCAAAACAGACGAGGCAUUCCCCAACAUAUCUGAACAGUCAUUAUCCCUUGGAUUCCAAGAAUGGUUGUGGUUGCCAAGUAUUGCGGUCUCCAACUCCUCUCUCAUCCACUCAGGAUCUGCUCGGGUUUUCGGCUUGUGCCUUAUUUCAAUUGAAGUUCAGUCUUCAAUUGAAUGUAUCCUGUCAAAGUUGCAUCAGAACCCACCCAGUCUUGAAGAAAGAUUUGAAGAACAGGAUCGUUUGUCAGAUAAGAAGCUAUAA
Dovyalis caffra is the source of this 3498-nucleotide messenger RNA. NCBI's taxonomy places the organism in Eukaryota, Viridiplantae, Streptophyta, Magnoliopsida, Malpighiales, Salicaceae. The record is from the annotation of a GenBank genome assembly.